CAUUUCUGAUUGUCUAUGUUACUGUGAUCUGGCUCUUCUGCAGCAAAUGUGGAAUCAAGAAAAAGACCAUCUGAAGAAGUUCAAUGAGCUCAUGGUUACAUACAGAGUCCGACCUACUGCUUUGCUGCCCCUUUGGAAUGUAGCAGGAUUUGUUCUAGGGGCUGGAAGUGCUUUACUUGGCAAGAAAGGUGCAAUGGCCUGCACAGUGGCAGUGGAAGAGAGUAUUUCCAAUCACUACAACAGCCAGAUCCGAACUCUUAUGACAGAAGAUCCAGAAAAGUAUAAAGAAUUAUUGCAG
Chaetura pelagica (chimney swift) is the source of this 298-nucleotide messenger RNA. RefSeq names its product ubiquinone biosynthesis protein COQ7 homolog. Gene Ontology annotation, biological process: determination of adult lifespan; regulation of reactive oxygen species metabolic process; ubiquinone biosynthetic process. The annotation marks the transcript as partial. Gene Ontology annotation, molecular function: 3-demethoxyubiquinol 3-hydroxylase activity. NCBI's taxonomy places the organism in Eukaryota, Metazoa, Chordata, Aves, Apodiformes, Apodidae. The transcript has 2 exons. The record is from RefSeq and is a predicted model, not a curated record. Gene Ontology annotation, cellular component: nucleus; mitochondrial inner membrane.